AUUUCACUUGCGACGGGCGUUUCGAGGGCUUAGCUGGUCGUUUGUGCACACGUUAUCGGGUGAAAGGCGGGCGGGGGUGCGAGUGCAGCAAACACACCCCAAAGGACGAAGGACAGCAACGGGAACGAGAGCGGGGUCGUCACCCGUCACUCCUCGAAAUUGAAAUCUCCCUAAGGAUCCCAUAGUUGCGUUCGUAGACGCCUGCGCCCUGAGUGCGGGGCUCCCGGUCUGAAAAUUGUCGUCGAGUUGUGCAUUUUCAAGCGAAACAGCGACUCCUUUUUUGACGAGGGUGGAUUCAAUUCCGGAGUUUUUGUCGGAAGCCGUGAAAAGCGAGUGAAAUGUCGUUUCUUGUGACCGUACUGUAAAGUCUUUGGAGUUUUUGAAGCAGCUUUGGGUUUUCCCUGGAUUACGGUGCCACUCACGUCUGUUCCGGGUGCGGAAGGUAUUAAAGUCGAAAAGUGUGAGACUCCUUGUGGAUUUGGGGACACGGUCGCAUCAAACGAGGCGUACGCGGUGACGGAUUGCCUCCGGGGGCGAUUCUGUGAUUGUGCAAAGUGCGGCACUUGACGACGUCGUCGCGAAUUGAUGUCACGGACGGUUAUGAGUGUGAGUGGAAAAUAUUCGUUCAACUUUUGGACUGACCCCAUCUACUCAGAAUAGUAUUUAACGUCGUGCCAAAUCCAUUAAUCUAAAAACGGUAUUGUAGUUGAUCGAUUCGUUACACAUCGGCAAAAAUGGCGUAUUAGUGACUAAGCACAGCGCCACCUACUGAAGCCAGCAAGAAAAUCUCGCUAAGAAACCUAUUUCCACAAAAAAGAACAUCCUCUUGUUGGAAUGUUGGAACAUCCCCAACGAUUCACACGCAGCAUCCCCGAUUCCUCCUCAGCAGCGGUAAAUCGUUCACAAGCAGACAUUAACAAUUUCUCGUCGUCCUAUGGUCCUACUUGCAACAGUGGCGGCUUAGCAUCUAGUUCAUGGCAGCAAUCACAUCAUCAAGGAGCACCUGGAUCGCCAGCAGCACAUCAUCGUAAUCUAUCGACUUCAUCUAAUUAUAGCACACAGAAAAGUGUGACGUUUAGCAGUAGUACGAAUAAUUCAAACGGAGAUUGCAGUAACGGUUUGAUUGGUUGUGGUGGACAACUAAUGGCGGGAAAUAUGAAGCACGGCAAAUCACAAGAAGAUGUUUGCUAUGUUGUAGCCAAAUACGAUUAUGCAGCACAAGGCGCACAAGAAUUAGAUUUAAGGAAAAAUGAAAGAUAUCUUCUACUCGAUGAUUCCAAACAUUGGUGGCGUGUUCAAAAUAAUCGAAAUCAAUCGGGUUAUGUCCCAAGUAAUUAUGUUAAAAAAGAAAAGCCAUCCCUUUUCGAUAGUAUUAAGAAAAAAGUGAAAAAAGGUUCCGGUUCUAAAACAUUGCCAAAUAUUUCACCGUCUAGGCAAAUUGAAAGUCCAACAAUGUCUAGGAGAUUACCUCCGGAUCCUUCUGAAGCAAUUGGUACGGCAAUUGUAAAAUAUAACUAUCAGGCCCAGCAACCUGAUGAACUCUCACUCACAAAAGGCACUCGGAUUCUAAUUCUUGAAAAGUCAAAUGAUGGCUGGUGGCGUGGACAAAGUGGAAAUGCUGUUGGUUGGUUUCCGAGCAACUAUACGACUGAAGAAUGUGAUAAUGAUGAACAAGUUCAUACAUAUGCUAUGGCCGAAAACGUUUUAGAUAUUGUGGUUGCCCUUUAUAGUUUCGUUUCCAAUAACGACCAAGAACUCUCAUUUGAAAAGGGUGAUCGUCUCGAAAUUCUCGAUAGACCGUCUUCAGAUCCUGAUUGGUAUAAGGCGCGCAAUCAAUCUGGUCAAAUUGGUUUAGUUCCACGCAAUUAUCUUCAAGAAUUAUCUGAAUAUUUAGCACAACCAUAUCGUGGCGGUACCAUACCCGGAAGCGGUAGUGGUAGCGCUGGAGGAGAUUCAAUUGAUCGACGGAACGAUUCUAUGUCGACAUCCAUGCAACAACAGCAACAGCAGUCUGUACCUCUAGAAAGACCUAAUUUGGCGGGUAAAAGCUGGUAUUAUGGAGCCAUAACACGAAAUCAAUGUGAUACUGUACUCAAUCAACACGGUCACGACGGUGACUUUUUGAUACGAGAUAGUGAAACUAAUAUCGGCGACUAUUCCGUUUCGUUGAAGGCGCCUGGUCGAAACAAACAUUUUCGUGUUCACGUUGAAAACGGCAUGUACUGCAUCGGUCAACGUAAAUUUCAUACUUUAGAUCAAUUAGUGGAUCAUUACCAAAGAGCACCAAUCUACACAAAUAAGCAAGGUGAAAAGUUAUACUUAGUACGGUCAUUACCGAAAGCGAACGGCACUUAAGUCAACAAGUGAAUUUUCUUCUUUUCUUUAUACAUAUAUUUCCAAUUUUCUCUCAAAGUGAAACUAAAACUUUAUUUAUAUUAAUAUAAUACAGUAAUAAUUGCAAACACACAAAAAUAAUUUAUAUGAAAUAUAAAUAUCGAGUAAAGUGAAAUCCCUCAUGUGAAACAAGAAAACUAAAUGCAAAUUAAUUGUUAAGCAAUCGUUUUGGAUAUAAAACAUGUGAAUCUUCGUUUUUGAUUUGCGACUUCAUUCUUCCUCCGACCACUCCGCGUUUCCUUUUUUUUAUCUACUCCCUUUGCUGAACUGCGUUCGAGAUGAAGAAGAGAAAACUACGAAAAUCAUGAACUUACUGAAUACUAAGCGAUAUCUGUAAUACGAAAUACUGCAUUAUAACAAAUGCUACGCGCUCAUUUAUUUUCUAAAUGAAAUGGAAACUACUCAUCGUAUAUUUACUAUGAAUAGAUUAAAGAAAUAAACAAAUAGUCAUGAUAUAAUGAUAUCAACGUAAAAUGAUAAUUAAUAACGAAUCUGUAAAUAUAUGAGAAAAUCGCUUACUAUAAUUUCUAGGUGUUUACUUCUGAAGAUAAUUUUCAAAUUUAAAUAAAUUUAUUUAAUAGCGAAAUAGAAGAAAAAAAAAACAAACGAAGAAAUCUAAGAUAAUUAUAAUUUAAUUAAAUGCUUAGUAUGGAAAUUUUUUGUGUAUUUUGUAUGAAUAUUAUAUUUUAAGAUUUUUUAUACAUAUGCGAAAUAUUGAUUGAAUUGAUGAUUGUUGAGAGAGAAAAAGUGUGCGGAGCAUUUUCAUAAAAACUGAGAAGUUCUAAUUAAA
Molecule: messenger RNA, 3184 nt
Organism: Hermetia illucens (black soldier fly)
Lineage: Eukaryota; Metazoa; Arthropoda; Insecta; Diptera; Stratiomyidae
Gene: dock
Product: cytoplasmic protein NCK1
Exons: 7
Coding region: 835-2355 (506 amino acids)
Molecular function (GO): protein binding
Source: RefSeq, a predicted model, not a curated record